AUGCACAUCUACGCGACAAAGCACAACACCCACAUCACCCUCACUCAGCCCCCGAAAAAGGACCCCGCAAACCCUGGCAAGCAAAUCGACGUCUUGAUGUCGCUUUCUGCCGGCAACAUUGGUUUCAAGAAGGCUGGUCGUGGCAGUUAUGAUGCUGGAUACCAACUCGCUGCGUUCGUGCUCAAGCAAAUCCAAGAACGUGGUCUCAUGCGUGAUCUGCACAGUCUAGAAGUCGUGCUGCGUGGCUUCGGCAAGGGAAGAGAGGCUGUCACAAAGGCCUUGUUGGGUUCAGAGGGCUACUUGGUCAGGAAUAAGAUCAGCUCGGUCAAGGAUGCUACCAGACUCAAGUUUGGUGGUUCCAGAAGUCCCAAGCCCAGAAGAUUGGGUUGA
This is a messenger RNA of Aureobasidium uvarum, 390 nucleotides long. NCBI's taxonomy places the organism in Eukaryota, Fungi, Ascomycota, Dothideomycetes, Dothideales, Saccotheciaceae. The record is from the annotation of a GenBank genome assembly.